Messenger RNA from Aquila chrysaetos chrysaetos, 3923 nucleotides. It is a transcript of the gene ADHFE1, whose product is annotated as alcohol dehydrogenase iron containing 1. NCBI's taxonomy places the organism in Eukaryota, Metazoa, Chordata, Aves, Accipitriformes, Accipitridae. Gene Ontology annotation, molecular function: metal ion binding; alcohol dehydrogenase (NAD+) activity. The transcript is spliced from 14 exons. Bases 72 to 1469 code for a protein of 465 amino acids. Gene Ontology annotation, cellular component: mitochondrion. The record is from RefSeq and is a predicted model, not a curated record.
GGCCUGUCCCGGGAGGAGGCGCUGCCGCCGGCUCGGCCCCCGGCCCGGCCGGCCUCCCCAGAGCCGGGGCGAUGGCGGCCGGGCGGGAGCGGGCAGCCCGCCUCCUGCGGCAGCUGCAGCGGGCCGCAUGUCGGUGCCCGAGCCAUUGCCACACCUAUUCCCAAGUCCCUGAACGGCCUACCCUGGGAAAUACAGACUAUGCAUUUGAGAUGGCUAUUUCGAACAUCCGAUAUGGAGAAGGAGUUACUAAAGAGAUUGGCAUGGACCUGCAGAAUCUUGGUGCUAGAAGAGUUUGUCUGAUGACAGAUAAAAACCUCUCCCAAUUCCCUCCUGUAAAUGCAGUAUUGAAUUCCUUGGCAAAAUAUGGUAUAAACUUUCAGAUGUAUGAUAACGUCCGGGUGGAACCAACAGACCAAAGUUUCCUGGAUGCCAUUAAAUUUGCUAAAAAGGGAGAGUUUGAUGCCUAUGUUGCUGUUGGAGGUGGGUCUGUAAUAGACACUUGUAAAGCUGCCAACCUGUAUGCGUCCAGCCCUACAUCAGACUUCCUGGAUUACGUCAAUGCUCCUAUUGGGAAAGGGAAGCCUGUCACUGUGCCCCUCAAGCCACUCAUUGCAGUUCCAACGACAGCUGGAACUGGAAGUGAAACCACUGGUGUUGCCAUUUUUGACUUCAAAGAACUAAAAGUAAAAACCGGUAUUGCUUCAAGAGCCAUUAAGCCAACAUUAGGCAUCAUUGAUCCUUUACACACACUGUCUAUGCCUGAGCGAAUAGUGGCCAACAGUGGCUUUGAUGUGCUUUGCCAUGCUCUAGAAUCAUACACUGCUCUUCCUUACAACAUGCGCAGUCCCUGCCCUCCAAAUCCAAUCAACCGACCAGCUUACCAAGGCAGCAAUCCCAUCAGUGAUGUCUGGGCUGUUCAUGCUCUGCGCAUUGUGGCUAAAUAUUUGAAAAGAGCCAUCAGAAACCCUGAAGACCGUGAAGCAAGAGCCAACAUGCACCUAGCAAGUGCUUUUGCUGGUAUUGGCUUUGGCAAUGCUGGUGUCCAUCUCUGCCAUGGAAUGUCUUACCCUAUUUCUGGUUUGGUGAAAACUUAUAAACCAAAGGAUUAUAAUGUGGAUCACGCUUUAGUGCCACAUGGCCUUUCUGUGGUGCUGACAUCCCCAGCAGUGUUUGCUUUCACAGCACAGAUACGUCCUGAGCGGCACUUGGAAGCUGCAGAGAUACUAGGAGCUGACAUCCGCACUGCCAGAAUCAAAGAUGCGGGGUUUAUUUUGGCAGACACGCUCCGGAAAUUCCUAUUUGAUCUGAAUGUUGAUGAUGGCUUGGCUGCAAUUGGUUAUUCUAAAGCAGACAUCCCUGCAUUAGUCAAAGGCACUCUGCCUCAGGAGAGAGUGACUAAACUAUCACCACGUCCCCAAACAGAAGAAGACUUAUCUGCCCUCUUCGAGGCUUCCAUGAAGCUUUAUUAGCUUAAACAUUUUGUUCUGAAAAGUAUGCUCUAUUCUAACACAAAGGUAAUUUCUUAUAGAUAUGGGGCUGACUGUUUAGAUAAUGGAAGAACUUGGGUGCCUCUGACUUCUGUUCCAUUGUACACUGCCAAAAGGUCAAGUAAUUCAUCUUUAACUAAAUAGUGCUUUGAAGUGAAGGCUUGACUGGGUUUUUUUCUUGCUCAGUAGUCAGUGGUAUUAACUUGCAUAAAAGUUGGAGCAGAUUUCUCACUUUACUGAAGGCUUUAGAGGUGGUCAAAGGUGGAAAAAUGUUUUAAGGGAUAUUGUAAACCUUUUAGCAAGUUAUGGCUUUUAUUUAAAUUGUCCAUUUUUUUUUCUAAAAGUCAUGCUAUUUGGGAAAUAAUUGAGGUAAUUUUAAUUAGGGAGGGGGAGUCCCCUGCAGAAGAUGUCAGCUUACUGUAUUCUGUUCCACUUUAUCAUCUUUUUACCAUCUGGCUUCACUAAGAAGGCUGUUGAACUGGGGUACUUUUUUGUUGUUUGGUUAAGAAAAAACCUACACACUUCAUACAUGUUUGGAAAAGGCUUCCUGAAAGUUUGCUUUGGGUUAAGAUUCUGACAUGUAUUGUCAGAUAUUUAUCUUUCCUUUUAAGAUCUAUGUGAAGAGUUCAUUGGCAGAGUAAAACCAGAGUAAAGCAUGGUCACAUGCUCAACACAAACCACGUAACAGCAGGACAUCAUCCAUCACAGUCAUUUUGUCUCUGUGGAGGCAACAGCUCCCUUUUCCUGCAGCGUUCUGUGGAAAGAAGUUAUCAAUUGUAUCUUGCUUCUCUGUGAAGCAAUUGCUUCUGGUGAGCUCCUGCAGAUGCUGUCACUCAGAGUGCAGCCACAAGCUUAAGGAAGUGGCAAUGUGCUGUGGUUCAAUAUUAGAACGUGGUGGUGUAGCAUAUGGCUGCACAGUGCCCCGCUGGGAACGCUGGUUAAACGUGGGAAUGAGUGUGCAUGUUCAGAGCAGUUAACCAGCUGGUUGACUGUCAACUGAGAAAGGGAACUGGGAAAGGGAGAAAUGAAACUAAAAUUUUAAUACUAUUUUUCUUUUUUUAAAAAGCGCACAUGGUUGUGUGUACAGUUCAUUUAAAUCAGAUUCUGCUUCAUGUUGGACCCUUUCAGCAUGUAAUUCAUGCAGCUACCACAGCACAAGACAAACACAAGAAGAACCCCAUAACCUCUGGUGUGCUUAUUUCUUUCUGCUAGGGAGGGAGCACUUUUCAGUCACCCCAUUGAAGUGGAAGGCUCUAUACUUGCACCUUUGCAUUCUUGUGUUUGUCUGAUAAAGCUAGUGCUGUCCUAGAAUCUGAGUACAGACAUGUACUGAAUAUUGACAUUGGAUCUGUUACCAUGCUGUUAAAAUGGGUGGAUGGAUACUGAUUGAAGACUGGAGAUUUUGUUUUUAACCACAGAACAGGUUUAGUGGCCACAGGGACUGCACUACCAGUAUGCCUCAGCCUGUGCUGGGAUACACAUUUGAUUUCCAUGUCCUUCUGAAUCUUGUCCUCUGCUGAAAUUGCCCACAAGAACCUCUGUCACGAAGGCUGAUGUUGUAAUAGCAAGGGACAAGGGAUUCACUUUAUUGUACUGUGCAAAGUUGCCAUGUUUGAAAAAAACUUAUUGUCAAAUCCUUUUGUGUAUACUCUUUUGGCCCGUUUCAUCUCUCCAUUCCUGUAUUUUUCCAGGCUGUGGUAGCACUAGAGAGUCCUGAAGAGAGAAUCUUUUUUUCCAGGAGCCUAAAUUGUGGCAGCCCUGAUUUGUCUGGGGAGAAUAUACUUUCUGGGGACCUGAACAGCACAUGGGUUGUAUAACUGCAGCAGAACACUUUGGACUAGUUAGGAAGGUAGGGUAUUUCCUUCCAGCACACUUAUUUGCCAUUUAUGCCAGUAUGGCAGUUAUUAGCAGGCUGCGUUUUCAACUGACAGAACCUCGCAAUUAAUUUCCUAUACCAGGUAACCCAGAGCUCUUGCUAGUUUCUAAAUUAAGCCUCACGCCCCCCUCUGAUAUAGUACAUUUUAUCCAUAUUUUAUAGAUGAGACAAAGGGUUUGAUAUAAUACCUAAGCAGGUGGUGCUGUAAGAAGGGCCAUUUCUGUUUCCCACACCCCUUUGGCAGCAUCAGGGUCUUCGACUGGCUUAAACUGGUUGUGAAGUCUCACUCACAGACAUCAGCUACACACGUGUUUUCCCAUUACCGAUUAUUAGUUACCAGUGGAAAUUUUCUGAGGAAAAAUCAAGGGAGCUCCAGUUGCCCCACAGUGCUGUCUUUCAACUAGUGAUGGUGUGAGAGAGUCAUGCCCUGGGUCCCGGGCAAUGGUAGUUUUAUUCACAGCUGAAGAGUUACUGGGAUUUUUCGUACUGGGAUUAUCUUACUCAAUUACUCUGUAUUGAGACAACCUAGUUGGUCAAAUAUAUCUGUAUCUUUGAACAUA